AUGAAGUCGCCAAACUCAUGGAUAUGGGUGUUCAAGAAAAGGAAUGCUUUCUCUGAUGGAGGAAAAUGCGGAUUGAAGAUGAAGCAGCUGUCGUUUAUGGGAGUUGUAUGUACAGUAAUGCUGUUCAUUGUGUAUAGAACCACCAACUACCAAUAUCAAGCUUAUCGGCAGACAGAGAUGGACGCAAAAUGGAAUCCCUUUGACACAGUAAAGGAUAUUUUUGUGACUUCCAAAAAGUUGGACAGUUUACCUCGUGGCAUAAUACAAGCUAGGUCAGAUUUAGAGCUAAGGCCUUUAUGGUUGACAAGUGGGUCAAGGUUAAAGGUUGGUGAUUAUAGCCAUCGUAACUUGCUGGCUAUUCCGGUUGGUAUUAAGCAAAAGGAUAGUGUUGAUGCUAUCGUGGAAAAGUUUCUUCCAGAAAACUUUACCAUCAUUCUAUUCCAUUAUGAUGGGAAUGUUGAUGGAUGGUGGGAUCUUGAGUGGAGUAGCGAUGCCAUACACAUAGUUGCCCAGAACCAAACAAAGUGGUGGUUUGCCAAACGCUUUCUACAUCCAGAUAUUGUGUCCAUUUAUGAUUACGUGUUUCUUUGGGAUGAAGAUUUGGGGGUUGAGAAUUUUCAUCCAGGAAGAUACCUUGAAAUUGUUAGAGAAGCAGGACUGGAGAUAUCUCAGCCAGCUUUGCAUCCAAAUUCAACAGAUAUACAUCAUAGAAUUACAAUUCGUGCUAGAAAAAAGAAGUUCCAUAGAAGAGUUUAUGACAUCAGAGGCAGUGUGAAGUGUACAGAAGCAAGUCAGACACCACCAUGCACUGGGUUUGUGGAAGGUAUGGCUCCGGUUUUUUCAAGAGCUGCCUGGCAUUGUACUUGGCAUCUUAUACAGAAUGAUCUUGUACAUGGAUGGGGUCUGGACAUGAAACUUGGAUAUUGUGCACAGGGAGACCGUACAACGAAGGUGGGAGUUGUUGAUAGUGAAUAUAUUGUUCAUAAGGGCAUACAAACUUUGGGAGAUGGUGGUUUGUCUGCAAGAAAGGUUUCCAGUCGUGGGAAGACAAGCAAGAAGAAACGUGGUGCUUCAGGUUUUGAUGUGCGAACUGAGAUUAGGAGGCAAUCAACGCGGGAGUUUUCAAUCUUCAAAGAGCGAUGGAAUAAUGCUGUAGAUGAGGACAUGAACUGGACCGAUCCAUUUAAAAGUAGCAUAAGACGCCGGCGCAAACGAAACACCCAUUUGAGCUCUUAA
Molecule: messenger RNA, 1236 nt
Organism: Prunus armeniaca (apricot)
Lineage: Eukaryota; Viridiplantae; Streptophyta; Magnoliopsida; Rosales; Rosaceae
Source: the annotation of a GenBank genome assembly